Darwinula stevensoni is the source of this 1605-nucleotide messenger RNA. The record is from the annotation of a GenBank genome assembly. Lineage: Eukaryota; Metazoa; Arthropoda; Ostracoda; Podocopida; Darwinulidae.
GUCAAGUGUGCGGCGAUAUGAAUCGGAGUUUCCGGGAAAGCAGGAAAAAGUGAUGUUUUUCAUGUAGGAAGAAGGGAAAAACCUCUCCUAUUCCUAGGAAUACUGCUACUUUUCCUCGGAAAACGUCCAGCUGUAAACGCAAAGCCCCGUGACAUACCAUCCACCCGUCCAUUCCCACGUUCUUCCUAUAUAUUCACUCGGCAACCCAGAUUUUUCUGCACAGCAGCUCAAGCGACUUCUCCUCAACCACUCAUCUUUUCAUUGGCCCCCACACCCGCUGAUUCUCAUCUCUACACUAUCAUGAAACUAAAGGUUGUCGAAUUAGUAUCCCUGCUCCUGGAACUGGUUUGCUUCGUGGGCACUUCCGUGUCCCAGGAAUGUGGCGGGGUGCUCACAGAACCCUAUGGGGAUAUCAAAUCUCCUGGAUAUCCCGAUUCCUAUCCCCCUAACGUCAAUUGUCACUGGGAAAUCCACGCUCCAGCAACUCGUAAAAUCAUCCUCACAUUCAUUGACUUCUUAAUCGAGGAAUCCGUGGAUUGCUUUUCUGGCGAUUACCUCGCCGUUUCCGAUCCAGAAGGAGAGCAAAAAGAAUUUUGUGGCCAAGAUCAUCCCUGGACGAUCGAAUCGAUUGGGAACACACUUUCCAUCACUUUUAACUCCGAUUCCGACGAUCAACAGGGAUUCCGAUUUUACCUGGCCUAUGUCACUGUGUCCAAAUGCGGAGAAGGCUGGCAAGAGUUUGGGGAGCAUUGUUACUAUUUCUCCGACGUGGAAAUGACCUUUGACCAAGCCCAGGUAGACUGCGAGACCAGGAACGCUCAAUUGACCAGUGUACACUCUAGGGAGGAGCAGUUGUUCGUUCAGGAGCGAGCGCAGACUCCUACUGUUUGGAUUGGGGCAACAAACACCGGAGAUUUAUCGGUGAAUCCUUUGGACUUCGAAUUCCUCGACGGGACACCCACCGAUUACCAUAACGCGUGGCAGUAUGAGGUAUGGACCCCUCUUCACUCGUGCCGAGGGGGAGGAUGCGGAAUCCUCUUGGUCCCAGAUCGGUGGGCCAAUCGAGAUUGUUCAGAAACCCGCCCAGUGAUUUGCGAAUCAACCGUAGACUUAGGGGAAGACUGGCACUGUUGGGAGGUAGAGAUGAAUAUGUAUUGCUUCCAUGUGUCGAACCAAUCCUUUACCUUUAGUAAAGCCUUGUCUCACUGCGAGGACUCUGGAGCUGCUAUACUUUCCAUUGGUGGUGACGAAAUUAAUCACAUGUGUGUGGCUCUUAUCCUUCAAUAUGACGAACGCUUCCCGCAUCCCCUUCCGAAGUGGACGGAAUUUUGGAUAGGCUUGAGGCUAGAUGUGACGGAGGAGUGGACUUGGUUGGACGGGUCUCCGUUUCAAGUGGAUCGUUGGGAGGAAGGGUAUCCCACUGACGACGGUGGCGAAUGCGUUGUGAUGACCACAUCCUCGUGGGAUGAACUCCGGAAAAGUGAACAUGCGUCCUACGUAUGCAAGAAGUCGCCCUGAAAAGCUCCGCUAGGAUGUGCGUGUGUGGUCAUUUUCGCUUUCGCAGCUUUCAAGAAAUGUUAAUAAAUGCUUAGUAACAAUUAUUUU